AUGGCGGAUAUUGCUGGCAUCCCGGUGCCGGGACAGGCUGUCUUUGGUGAGAUGGCCUCAGUCCACGCCUACGCUCUGCCCCCUUUGCCGUACCCAUACGAUGCCCUCGAGCCACACAUCUCCGCCGAGAUCAUGACCCUGCACCACGACAAGCACCACCAGGCCUACAUUAGCAACCUCAAUGCGCUGCUGACAAACUACUCGUCAGCCGUUGCGCAGGGCCGCGUCGCCGACCAGAUUGCACUGCAGCCCGGUCUGCGUUUCCACGGCGGCGGCCACAUCAACCACGCACUGUUCUGGCCGUCUCUGGCACCAGCCUCGAGCGACGACGCCAAGAAGCCCAAAAAGAAGGCGCCUCAGCUGACGAAAGCACUCACAGCACAAUACGGCGACGUGGAGGGGUUCUGGGCGGCGUUCUCAAAGACACUACUAGGCAUCCAAGGCUCGGGAUGGGGCUGGCUGGUCAAGCUGGACGGGAGCGACAGUCUACGCAUUGUCACGACUAAGGACCAGGACCCUGUCGUGGAUGCAGUGCCGGUGCUAGGCAUUGACAUGUGGGAGCACGCGUACUACCUGCAGUACCGCAAUGGCAAGCAAUCGUACGUAGACAACGUGUGGCAGAUCAUCAACUGGACAACGGCCGAAGCGCGCUUCACAGGCACCCGGGACGAUGCACUGGAUGUCGUUCAAGUGACGCUGUCUGUGUAG
This is a messenger RNA of Sporothrix schenckii 1099-18, 708 nucleotides long. RefSeq names its product superoxide dismutase, Fe-Mn family. The coding region runs from base 1 to 708 and encodes 235 amino acids. Gene Ontology annotation, biological process: superoxide metabolic process. Gene Ontology annotation, cellular component: mitochondrion. Lineage: Eukaryota; Fungi; Ascomycota; Sordariomycetes; Ophiostomatales; Ophiostomataceae. The transcript is spliced from 2 exons. Gene Ontology annotation, molecular function: metal ion binding; superoxide dismutase activity. The record is from RefSeq and is a predicted model, not a curated record.